Messenger RNA from Phoenix dactylifera (date palm), 2213 nucleotides. RefSeq names its product tetraspanin-18-like. The record is from RefSeq and is a predicted model, not a curated record. Gene Ontology annotation, cellular component: membrane. Lineage: Eukaryota; Viridiplantae; Streptophyta; Magnoliopsida; Arecales; Arecaceae.
UCCUCUCUCAUCCAAAGACCGGACAGCUCCGAGUCUCACCUGUGCCGCUCUGUUCGCCAAUCAUCGCCCGCCGCCCUCCCUUCGCCUCAUCCCCCUCUCUCUCUUCGUAGAAGAAUCCGAAGAAGAGGGGGAGUUUAAAAGGGCUUUGAAUUUGGUGGAAUUCGCGGGUUGCUUCCGUGCCAGGGUUUUUGCUUCUGAGGAGGGAGGGAGAGAAUUAGGGAAGGAGGGAAAGAUGCGUCCCAGCUUUGGCCGGAGCUGUCUCGCUUUCCUCCUCAAGUUCUUUAGCUUCUUGCAGACCUUCGUUGGGGUCUCGAUAUUGAUCUAUUCGGUAUGGGUGCUGAAUCGCUGGAACCGGCAAGGGCUCGAUCUCGAUCUAGAAGGCCUCCCGGCUCCUUGGUUUAUAUGCGCUAUGAUGGGUGCAGGGGUUUUGCUGUGUCUGAUUGCUUUCACAGGACAUGUCGCUGCUGAAGUUGUCAACGGCUGCUGCCUCUGUUUCUUUGCAGUAUUGGCUAUCGUACUUAUUUUAUUAGAAGCAGCUUUAGUGGGUGCUCUGGUAUUCGACAAACAUUGGGAAGAGGAUCUUCCAUAUGACUCUACCGGAGAACUGAAAAGGUUUUGUGCAUUUAUAAAAGAGAAUAUGGAUAUAUGCAAGUGGGUUGCUGUAACUGUGAUUGUUAUUCAGGCAUUCUCCCUUCUUUUGGCAAUGAUUUUGCGAGCCAUGGUUGCAGCCAGAAGAGUAGACUAUGAUAGUGAUGAAGAUUUCGUAGUUAUAAGGAGGCCACUUUUAGACCCACAAGGUGGCCCUAGUUAUGCUACAACUUCUGUUGGCAGCAAAGGGAUUCACUCAGACUUCUUGAGUCCACAAAUGAGACAAAAGGGAAGUUAAAUGGCCUUCGAACAGUGAAGAGUAACAAGUUGAGGAUGUUGAGGUGGAUUUAUGGAAGACUAAUCAGUAAAUUAGUAGAUUAGAGAAACACUGGGAGUAGCACCGGUAGAGCACAAGUGAAGGAAGAUCACUAAUAUGGGUGGCACAUUUGCAGCACUGCCAGAGGAAAUCAAAAAAUGACCUGGAUAUCAUAGUGAGAAAUAAUUUAAAGGCAGUUCCUAGUUUAUAAGGGUCCAAUUAGCAAACCGAGGUUGAUGGGAUAAGACUCCUUACAUUUUAUGAAUUUUAAAUGAGUUGCUCUUGCUUUCUAUCUUCCUAAGUUCCCUUGUUCUAUAUGUCAUGUUUGGUCAAGUUUCUGGAUUUUGCUGAUCAGUUGAGCUAGAUUCCCAACCCCUCACCCCCCCAAAAAAACACCACCAAAAUUCAUCUUCUAAAUUUAAAUUGAUCAGCACUAGCAAUUGAAAAUAUUAGAAUAAAAUUGGACUAGACAUUUCAUUUUAGAAGUUAGUAGAAAUUUGGAACAUGGAUCUGUCACUAAAAGAUCAGACAUGUAUAUGGAUCAUAAACAUGGUUUCAUAUAAUCCAAAGCAAUGCUGGCUUCAUAUGCUCCAUUGAGAUAUCAUGAUGCUUAGAUAAAUGUAGAACAAAUGGUUUGUGAGCUCAAGCUGUUGUCUACCUGGCAGUUUAUAAGAGUCCAUGGCUCCAUGCCGUAAUGUUAAAUAAGAUGACAAAUACCUGCUCAUUGAUUUACAUGGAUAAGACUGCUUAUUGCAUAAGCAAGGUGACUGGUGCAUUUUGAUCCUAUUUACAACUUUCAUUGUUUCUGUUUGAUUUGUUAGGUCGUAAGUUGUUGGUUCUUAAGGUAUACAUAAAGCUAAAAAUUGCUACUGGCACUUAUUCUAAGACUUCACAUUCAACAGUACGUUGUACUUGUUCUUUUCUUCUUAAAAUUUCUAAUGCUUGUUGAUCAGGAAGUUUGAGACCCAACUGGAGAUGUUAUAUUAUUCUUGUUCUUGGUGGAAAAUACACUUUAAGCCAUGAACAGGAUUUAGGUUAGAAUUUAACCUGAGAAAAUCUGGAGCAUGUGUAUUUUAACGUCAGAGCCCUUUUCAAACCUCAGAAGGGUGUGACUAGAUGCCCCUUGUCAAAAUGAAGGAUCAUCCACUAUAACUAAGUAAUUUGGUUACUUGAUGGGAGGGGUUUACAUUCUUAUUUUCGGCUUUUCAACUUGCUUUUGUUUGAGUAUUCCAUUAAGAGGCAUCUCGUACCUUCAUGAGCAUUUGAGUGAAAAACUCUUACACACCUUUUCUAUAUUUAUUGAUUUUUA